This is a messenger RNA of Symbiodinium natans, 333 nucleotides long. NCBI's taxonomy places the organism in Eukaryota, Dinophyceae, Suessiales, Symbiodiniaceae. The record is from the annotation of a GenBank genome assembly.
AUGGACGUCAUGUUGGAAGGGAAGGAUGAUGCCAAGGGCAGCAAGGUCCACAUUCGUAUGCAGCAGCGAAACGGCCGCAAGUCCUGGACCACCGUCGCCGGCUUCCCGGACCAGGUGCGCCUUCCCAAGUCCGGCAAGGUUCUCCAAGUGGACUUCGAGAAGAUCCUGCGAGCGCUGAAGAAGACCUUCAAGACCAAUGGCGUGCUGAUCAAGGAUCCCGACCACGGCAGUGUCAUGCAGCUCCAGGGCGACAUCCGAAAGGAGGUGGCGGAGUUCUUGAUUGAGGUCACAGCCAUCAUCACAAAGGACCAGGUGAUGAUCCAUGGAUCGUGA